Ustilago hordei is the source of this 888-nucleotide messenger RNA. RefSeq lists its product as uncharacterized. Bases 1 to 888 code for a protein of 295 amino acids. The record is from RefSeq and is a predicted model, not a curated record. Lineage: Eukaryota; Fungi; Basidiomycota; Ustilaginomycetes; Ustilaginales; Ustilaginaceae. The transcript has a single exon.
AUGCCGGUUUGCGCCCUUCACCUUGUGCAGCUGCACAAUGCAUCUUCAACCGGUGUUGAUGCUUUCCUACACAAGCUCUUCAAUGCUUCUAAUGCAGACUUCACCGUUGUAACCGUCAGCAAAGUUCAAGCGCCCAUCAUCCGACCCACUCUCGUCGACCACAGUAUCCUCAACAACACUCCCUGGACUCUUCUUCUUGUCGUCACCGGAGCUCAUUCACACAUCAUCCCAAGCAACCUCAUGUCCUCCUUCUCAACCCACUAUUCAGUCAUCUCGGGCAUCCCAUCCAGAAUCAUCAACAAUUACACUUCCAUCUCUGAAAACCUCCGCAAGGAAGCACCACAAACACCUCUACUCGAAAUCAAACUUGACUCGAGCAACGACGUUAUCCCUCCUUCCAAGCUUUCCUCUUCACCCACAUUGACGCGAGAAGACGGUCAAGAUCUCAGCCUAUCCCCUGCUCUACUUGGCUUAGCUAAGCGCUUGAAUCAUCAAGUAAAGCACCAUGGGCCGGUGUCAAUGCUGAACCUGCUUCAUUUUCAUACGGAUGCUCGAGCGGUAGAGUCUUACCAUGAGUAUGGGAGACGCUUUGCUAGUGUUGCUGGCAAGCGAGGAGGCAAUGCCAAACUUGUAGGAGUGGUGAUUAGUCCCUUGAAAGAAGGGCAGAAAGAUUCGCGAGGUAGAGCGGAUACACAGAAGCAAGAUUGGUGGAACGAGUGCACGCUAGUGCACUAUCCCAGUAUCAAUCACUUUAUUGAUAUGUCCGUGGAUGAAGAGUAUCAGUUUAUCAACAAAGAGUACCGGUUGAAGGCGAUUAAGGAUACUGCAUUGAUUUGUACCGUUGAGGUUGAUCUCACUCCUUAUCGCACCAAGGGUUCGAAGUUGUAG